GAAAUUUACCGGUCAAAUUAAUAUAAACUAAUCGAUCUGAGAGUUCUAGUCAAUAUUAAAGAACAUAAAAUAUUCACGAUUAAUAUUAAAUUACAUGUAUAUAUGCAUAUAUAUGUAUAUAUAUAUACAUGCUUAAAUUCUAAUCAUAUUGAUUAUAUAUUUGAUUAUAUCGUAAAAUAUUUUUUUAAUACGUAAACGACCAAUCACGAAAAAUGAUAUAACUCGUUAGUGUUUUCAAUAUCAAAGACAACUCAUGCGUCGAAUUAUACGGGUUGGUUGCCUAGGUACCAUGAGGACAUGUAAUAUGUUUUGACGUAAACAAACUUCAUUUAUAGAAGUUUAAUUGUGCUCGAGGAAAAGUCAUUUGUUUAUGAUAAAUAAUUGCUUUAAUAAGCAGUAAAAUGACAUCACUUGAUUUAAGACAACAGAAACUUGAACAACAGAGACAAUUAAUUGCACAAAAAAUGAAACAAAAAAGACAAAGUGGUGCUGGUGGUAUGGUGCAGGCAUCAAAUAUAUCCACUACACAAUUAACAAGUCAUACUAUGAAAUGGAUUAAUCCUAAUAAAGAACUUCAUGGAUACGAUGGGCCUUUACAGUUCACAAUGUCCCAAACAAAUCCAGAUAUUGGAACGUUUUCUGAAAAUAAACCUAUAGAAACAGAAAUUAGUGAAGCAAGCUCCGAAAUAGCAUUUUAUGAAGGUACGGAAGCUAGAGAAUGCGCAGAUGAAGAAUCAUCUCCUGUAGAUUUGCAUUCUCCUUCAGAAUCUCUGCCAUGUUCUUCUCCUCUUAAAAUAGCACCAUCAGAAGUAACUCGUGCACUUAUCAAUAGAGACAAUCAUUCUACUAGUCCAGAAUUAGAAGGUAAUGUAGAAGGAAAUAUAGAACAAUUUGUAUUGCAACCAGCAAAUAAAAAAAUGCAUUAUAAGUGUCGUAUAACACGUGAUAAAAAAGGUAUGGACCGUGGUCUUUACCCUACUUAUUUUUUACAUCUUGAACGUGAUUAUGGAAAAAAGAUAUUUUUAUUGGCCGGACGCAAGAGGAAGAAAAGUACGACAAGUAAUUAUUUAAUUUCCACGGAUCCUACAGAUCUUUCAAGAGGUGGCGAAUCCUAUAUAGGAAAAUUAAGAUCUAAUCUCCUUGGGACACAAUUUACUGUUUAUGACAAUGGAUAUUCAUUAAUGAAAGAUUGUAAGAGAGAUGAACGUUUUAAUCCACGACAAGAAUUAGCUGCAGUAGUAUAUGACACAAACGUCUUAGGAUUUAAAGGUCCACGAAAAAUGACUGUUAUUAUACCUGGAAUGACGCCUGAUCAAAAACGAGUUGAAAUUUGUCCACGGGAUGAAACGGAAACAUUGCUUGAACGUUGGAAAAUGAAAAAUAUGGAUAAUUUAAUAGAACUACAUAACAAAACUCCAGUAUGGAAUGACGAUACGCAAUCGUAUGUGUUGAAUUUUCAUGGCCGUGUGACACAAGCAUCUGUUAAAAAUUUUCAAGUUGUACAUGACAGUGAUGUGGACUAUGUUGUUAUGCAAUUUGGACGUGUAGCUGAAGAUGUCUUCACUAUGGAUUAUAGGUUCCCACUUUGUACACUUCAAGCUUUUGCGAUUGCUUUAAGUAGUUUUGAUAGUAAACUAGCAUGCGAAUAAGAGUGAUAUGAAAAUAUAAAGAGGAUUAAAGAAUUGGAACCAAAGUUAUGAAUAAAACAAAGUGACGGGAACUUUUUUCAGGACUUGCAUGAUAUAAAAGCAAUGAAGCAAAUCCAUUUACAUAUUUCAAAAUAUACAUGAAAUGGGUUUGUUAUAUUUCAUAUAUAAUAUUUAUAAUUGAAAUGUGUGAAAUAGGAAACGAACAAAGAAGGAAGAAAUUAAACAUGAAUUUUGUGUAUUAAUGCAAUAGAUAUUUGUGCACAUUUAAAAAGUUUUAAAAAGAGAUGAACUAUACUACCAUAUUUGACAUAGCACAUAAGAAGAAAGAAUAAUCUAUUAGAAAUUAAAUAUAAUGAGAAUAGAAAUCAAUUUAUGCCUUAAUUCUAUGAUUCAAUUGUGACUGGCAUAUAUCUAAAAUUAUGUUGCUGUCUAUAUUUAAGACAAAAGCUUAUAAUAGACAAUCAAAAUUAAAAUAAUUCGGUGCUAAUUUGAUAAAUAUUCACCGUAUAAGAGUUGGUUUUAUAAAAAAGACUAAAAAAAGAAAAAAAAAAUUGUGCUAGAAAACUGUGUGUGUUCAGCUUUUCUAUCUAUAUACACAGUAUGUAAUCUUUUUUUAAUAUCAUAUAACAAGUUUAUACUUAUGUUCUCUUCUUUGUAUUUAAGUUAGAACUGAACUACUUAGUACGAUAUUAGAUAAAAUAUAAAACGUGUUUCUCUUUCACAUUAAUUAAAAUGCUAAUCUUUUAUAAGAAUUAUUAAUAUGAUAGG
Molecule: messenger RNA, 2417 nt
Organism: Vespa velutina
Lineage: Eukaryota; Metazoa; Arthropoda; Insecta; Hymenoptera; Vespidae
Gene: ktub
Product: protein king tubby
Exons: 8
Coding region: 402-1649 (415 amino acids)
Biological process (GO): protein localization to cilium
Cellular component (GO): cilium
Source: RefSeq, a predicted model, not a curated record